Messenger RNA from Syngnathus typhle (broad-nosed pipefish), 2811 nucleotides. RefSeq names its product transmembrane protease serine 2-like. Gene Ontology annotation, biological process: acrosome reaction; proteolysis. NCBI's taxonomy places the organism in Eukaryota, Metazoa, Chordata, Actinopteri, Syngnathiformes, Syngnathidae. The coding region runs from base 174 to 1526 and encodes 450 amino acids. Gene Ontology annotation, molecular function: protein binding; serine-type endopeptidase activity. The transcript is spliced from 14 exons. Gene Ontology annotation, cellular component: membrane. The record is from RefSeq and is a predicted model, not a curated record.
GUGGAGGGUGGCACAGUGCUCUCAGUGGGUGGGCAGGUUAAUCUGCUCAUCCAACAGGCCAUGGACCCCAUAAACCUUAGCAGGCUCUACCCGGGCUGGCAGGCCUGGGUGUAGCUGUCACACCAGAACAGAAAAAUAUUCUUGAGCUGACGGACAAAGUACGAAAAAUAGAAAUGAGCACCAAUCGGUGGGUGGCCAUUGACGGGCGGCGUCCUCCUAAUCGGUCAGAAAUCAAGCCUCAGUAUGUUCACCAUUUGGCCCCAAAGUCCCUGCCUGAAAUUACCCUCACGACUCCACAACAAAAAGAUUUCAAGCAGAGGUGUGUAAAGUGUAGUGUGGUUGCCGUCAUCUGCUUGCUGCUGCUCCUGCUCCUAGUGGGAAUCCUCCUGGCCUAUUACUAUUCCUCCACCUGUGUGCAUGGAAUACCAUGCGGUAGUAAUACAGGCUGUGUGUGGGAGUCUCAGUGGUGUGAUGGCGUGGUGGACUGUCCAGGGGGGCAAGAUGAAGCUCAUUGUGUGAGGAUUUAUGGUUCCAGUUUCCUGCUUCAGAUCUUCUCAACUCAGACCAAACAAUGGAGGCCUGUUUGUUCGCAUGGCUGGACAGCCCAGCUGGGCCAAGCAAGCUGCCGGGACAUUGGAUACAGCGGGAGCACAAGUGUUACAUCGGGCCUACAUGAGGCACACUCGGAUGAUGCAUUUGUGAUGGUGAAAUCCAACCCGAACCCUCAUUUACCCUUAGUGCAGCAGCUUGCUGUCAGCAACACGUGCCCAAACAACACUGUGGUGACUCUGCGAUGUACAGAUUGUACAGGUGGAGGAAAUUCGAGCAAUUCCUCUCGGGGCCAGCACGGCUCCCUCGGAGCAUGGCCAUGGCAGGUCAGCCUGCGACUUGCGGGCUCCCACCGCUGUGGAGGCGUUAUCAUUUCCCCCGACUGGAUUGUCACAGCAGCCCAUUGUGCAGUAAAGGCUUCCAGUCCUAGAGACUGGUCAGUGUACGCAGGACUUGUGAAACCUUUGGGCGUUGUGAACCGUGUCAUUGCUCAUGAAGGCUUCGACAGAGUUACUUACAGGAAUGACAUUGCUCUGAUGAGGCUGGGCAAACCUUUGGACUUCACAGCCUCUGGUAAUGUUGGUCCCGUGUGCCUUCCAAAUGUUGGUCUAAACAUCUCGGUCCCACUAAAUGGUUGGACAACAAGAUAUGGUGUUUCAGCCGAUGGAGAUUCAACAUACCUGGUUGAGGCUCAGGUCUCCCUCAUGGAUGUUAUGAAAUGCAACAGCUCCAUGACUUACAAAGGACAAAUAUCGAAGGACAUGCUGUGUGCCAAAGGGGUGCAGACUGAAUCGGGUGUAUGCAAAACUGAUAGUGGUGGUCCUUUGGUGUGGCAGAGGGAUGGCUCAUGGUGGCUUGUUGGGGGUAACAUAUGGCCAGAAGGUUGCACUGACCUGAACAAACCUGGUGUUUAUAGCAAUGUCACCUAUUUCUUGGACUGGAUAUACCAUCAAAUGAAGAAAAAUCAAGAUGACUGAAGAUAUGACCUCAUCAGUUUUACACUUGGAUUAAUUGUUCUUAUUCAUUGCCAACAUAAUGUAAGUUAUUUCCAUAAUGCAUCCUUUUGUGUUUGUGCUUUAUGUGGAAUUGUUAUGAACAAGUUAAUGGUUAUCGCUAUUUUCCUAAACCUACAAUUUAGUACAUAGUGGGUGCAGCCAUAAUCUGAAUCUGAUACAGAUGUCACAUUUCAACUGCUGCAUAUCUUGCAUAACUUUACAUGUGAAAUGAUAGUAUGUUCAAUUUAGGUGAGGUAGACAGGCGUCACAUAUUAGAAAAAUAAAUACUCGUUGCCAGAGUUCAAAUCAAUCACAGUCCAGACAUCCUUCUUGUGAAUGAGGAUCAUUAUUUCAUCACAGUCAAGCACAGAGUUCCAAUUAAGUUGGUAUUCAACGUGGUCUUUAUUUACAGAAAUUUUAGUACCGAAAAAUACACUUUACAUAAUAUAAAUAAUUUUCAAGAACUUGUAGUGGCUUUGGCUUCGCGUUCAUCACGAGUGAGUUGCUUGCAAUCGCCAGUUUUUCCACUAGAUGGCGGCAGAUACUGCAUUUAGGUUUGAAAAGAAGCUGAAACCCAUGUUUCGGAUCUGUCGUGCAGCCUUGAUUGUGCUCGAGUCACGCAAUAUUGCUUUUUUUUUUUGGCAAAUGUGCAGCAUGUAGCAAAAUUCCGAUUAAACUCACAUUCAAAUAAUUUCCGUAAUAAGUUGAACAUAGACACAAUGAGUAAAACUACACUAAGACUACAUCACAGCAUUGACUGAAGAUCCAUAUGGCAAUUUAGGCUUCACAACCGCAAACCAUAACCUGUCAUGUUAAGAGAAAGGAGAAGCUCCCCAUUUUGUGCCUUUCAGGUCGGAAUGUUGAGGCACUCUUGUCAAGUCUUUCUAUAAUGACUGUUGUAACAAAAUGUCAAGUACUCAACUGAGCUGAGUUCCAUGAGUGUAGACUGGAACCACAAUGGCGGAUCAGUUUAUUUAAAAGAAACGAGAAUAUUUUGGCACAGUUCUGACAUACUCCCAGAUGAAUACAUGAAGCCCCUUGCUUGUGAAGUUUUGGGUCUGUGUAAAGCCAUGUAAGCAUGGUGGACUCGGUUCAUGACAGUGUUGUUGUCUAAAAGUGGACAAACACAGUGUUCGAAGGCACUACGAGCAAUGUAAACAUAUUUUCCAAUAAUACCAAAGUGUCAGUAAUUGUCCUAGCUGCUUAUCCAACAUGCAUUUCACCAUAAUUUGGGAGUGGAUUUAAAAAGGACAGAUCUCAGGCAAAA